AGAAUUCUGAAAGGAGCGGCUUCAGCUCCGCAUUCCGAUCGAAAUGUCGUCUGUAAUUGAUGGCAACGUGACCCAUGUUCCGGUGCUACCAAGCCCAACGACUGUAUUAAACACAGCCCCGCCGGACAAGCAGGGAGGUGGUGGAGGCGCAGUCCUCAACGAACUAUACUUGAAAAUAAUAUACGCCCUCAUUGGCCUUCUCGGGAUAGUCGGAAACAGUAUUGUUUGCCUGGUCUUUACGGUUAAACGGCGGCACUUCCAAUCGAUUACAAACUACCUUAUAUUGAACCAAUCGAUCAUAGAUCUUGUAGACUCAAUCUUUUUUAUUCUCAUUCACUAUGCAUCCCCGUACGGCCCCAUCUCGGAGACAGCUGCCUUACCGAGCCGAGGCCUUGCCGAGUUCUUCUGCCGUAUGUGGGACUCGGAGUAUCCGCUGUGGGCGCUUUACAUCGCCUCAACCGCGAACCUCGUGAUCCUGUCUUUGGAGCGCUACUUCGCAACAUGCCGUCCCGUCAUUCACCGCAACUUCUUCACAGUCCGCCGGGCGAAGUGGGCGAUGCUCUGCGUCUGGGUCUACGGUGCAGUCUAUCAACUCUACUGGCCUCUCGUGCAGACCUUCUCUGAGGACUGGCGAUGCCAUCCCAGCUGGCCGAACCGUGUCGUCCAGAUAUUCAUGGGAAUUCUGCUCUUUACGCUUGAGUACCUCAUCCCCCUUAUAAUCAUGACGUUCUCCUAUGUCAGUAUCAUACAUAUGUUGCGCAAUCGCACAAAGAGUCACGGGAAGGUGCAAGUCAACGCGUUCCAACGCGCAAAGCGGAACGUAACGACAACGCUUUGCAUCGUGUUUGUAAGCUACGUCGUAUGCUGGACACCCACGGAGUUGUCCUACCUCGCUUACAACCUUGGACAUGCCUACAACUUCGAAAGUGCAAUCCAUGACGUCGUGAAAGGUCUGGUGGCAUGCAACCUCUGUGUAAAUCCAUUUAUUUACGCGUUCAAGUACGAGCACUUUCAAACUGAACUAAGGAAUAUGUUCUCCUCUGUAUGUAACCCAGGGAAUCGAAUAAGUAGUGAAGCUCGCGGAACUGUUCUGAGUCCGGCAAACAAUUCCUCGAACAACACACCUUGACAUGAACUGCAUUUAUCUAUGUCUGUGUCUGCACUCUUCUGCCAGAAUGAACUGUUUACUUGGUGAGCUAUGGGAAGAUAUGAUUGGCACUGUUGAUUAAGAUUCUCAAAUCUAAUGAUGUGAAGAUAUUUCUAUAGAUUGUCGACACAUCUACACUGUGAGUAUUCAUGGUGUGUCCACAUAGAGCGAUGUGAUGAUACAAUGAAUUAAAUAUUCGGAUAGUCCACUAUGUGAACACACUGCGGACACUCACACUGAAAUUUCAUAUUUUGUUCCACACUGUGACAGUAUUGUGGGAUAACUAUGGGGCACUAUCACUUCGAUCAUCUUAAUUUGAAACAAAAUACUGCUUGGAUCGAAAAUACGCUUAAGUUUCGGAUAAAUCUUGUUUAUUGCGACAAAGUGAACGCAAGCAGUAAUUGGAAACUGUAUAUAUAUAUAAAGACAACUUGUAUUGUAGCACCACAAAUAUAUUUUUGCAACCGCGCGACUAUGCAUUGGCAAUAUUAUUCACAAUAUAGAUUGUGGGUCUAAUGGCUGGAAAGAUUAUAUAGCUGUGAGCGGAAAUGAAAGAAAAAAUCUCACUUUUGAGCAAAUGCCCCUUCCCCCCCCAAAAAAAAAAAGGGGGGGGGGUAAUUGAAAUAGUGCAGGCAUAAAUGUUUUGACCUGUUAUGGUUGCAGUUUCAUAGUGUCUUGGAAACUUUUGGUUUCCCCCUCUGUCUCUGUUCCGUGCUGCUCAAGAGCUUUAAAAAUGUGGGUUUUUCGUGUGUUUCCGGGAUAUGUUUGUGGGUGCGAUGGUGCGUGAGGGCGUGCUGUGUCUUUGGUCAGAUAAAGAAAAAACAUGACUCGUUGAAAGGGGUUUUGCAUAGGGAGUUUGUGUAUGGGUGUGUGUGUGUGUGUGCGUGAGGGCGGAUGUGUCAUGAGUGAGGGUGGUGAUUAUCCCAUGGUGUGCACUUGCUCAGUGACAACCGAGCACUUGCACACACACAUAACAUGAAGACACACCGAGAUAUGAGGACAUUGCAAAUGGUCCAAAUGUGAGUAUAUAGGUGAAAUUGUGUGUAUUAUUUCUCGAAUGACUAGAUAUUAGCUGACGCAAAAGCCCUAUGUUUGUUUUAUAAUCUGACAUAGCAUUUUCUCACUUCCUCCCAUAAUCAAGGUACCGUUGCUGAUAUCCACGUGAUGGUGUGUCUAUGCAGGUGAGGUCAGUGGUGUGAGUUUUGGCGUAUGUAAAUGUGUGUCCAGCGUGUGAAGGUGUUUUUAUCUGGACGAGUCGUUUCUCGGGGCCCGUAACAAUCAAAAUAAUACAAGUCGAAAAUCAAAAGACAUUUUUAUUUCAAACCAGUGAGAUUCGUAUUUGAGGGUUUUGUGCUCGAUCUUUCCUUAUUUCGUUCAAACUUUUUUUUUUCUUUUUCUUUUUCUUUUUCUUUGCAACGGAGCCAUGUGUGUGUGUUGGGUGGGAGGGGUGCGCAUGCAUGUGUGUUGUUGUGUGCACUUGUGCAACGCAGAGAAGCAAGAAGAAUGCCGUUCUCCACUAAAAUAUUUUUAACAGAACUUGUGUAAGUGGGAUUUUUUCACAAUUUGAAAUGUGAACACUAAAGGCAGAAGUUAUUAUUGAUUUUUUUAAUCUAUUACCACAACACUGAAUCCUAGUUAUCCAUGUUAUCCAUGAUGACUGCGUACAAAAUGUAUACUGGAAAUGAAACUCAUAAUCCAAGAUGAACGUUAAAUCAGCUGAUGUUCUCUCUAUUUUCGUAUCUGUUAUAAUG
Lytechinus pictus (painted urchin) is the source of this 2898-nucleotide messenger RNA. Its product is annotated as galanin receptor type 2-like. Gene Ontology annotation, cellular component: membrane. NCBI's taxonomy places the organism in Eukaryota, Metazoa, Echinodermata, Echinoidea, Temnopleuroida, Toxopneustidae. Gene Ontology annotation, biological process: G protein-coupled receptor signaling pathway. Gene Ontology annotation, molecular function: G protein-coupled receptor activity. Bases 44 to 1129 code for a protein of 361 amino acids. The transcript has 2 exons. The record is from RefSeq and is a predicted model, not a curated record.